Messenger RNA from Linum tenue, 1494 nucleotides. The record is from the annotation of a GenBank genome assembly. NCBI's taxonomy places the organism in Eukaryota, Viridiplantae, Streptophyta, Magnoliopsida, Malpighiales, Linaceae.
AUGGAAGCUCGCCAUGAAGAGCUUCAAGUAGACGUUAAUGGCGACGAGGUUUUCAUCCUUGACAAGGUGACUAGUACAACAGUUUCCUACUGCUCUGUUUCCCCUGUUUCAUUACUCAUUAUCUGUUUGUCUUACUCGCAGUCAAUCAUGGAAUCCUUCUCUCCCAAACUGAGCCGGUUAUUCAGCAACACUACUCGUCAAAAACCAAACCAGCUGAAGGUCAUUUUCGACGAAUUCCCAGGAGGGGCAGAAGGAUUCGAGCUGGUGACAAGAUUCUGCUACAGAAAUGGAAAAUUCCCAAUCACUCCCUCUAAUUUCGUCAUCUUGCACUGCGCCACUCAGUUUCUUGAGAUUGACAUCGACGGGUCGGAAAAGUAUGUUGAAGAGAUCAGUUACUGGACCUGGUCGGAACUUGUUUCGGGUCUGAAACAGUGCCAGUUAGAUUCUGUUUCCAACUCGAGAUUCUCCUCGUUCAUACUGAGGAAAGUGAUGGAAUCCAUCGUAGCAAGGAUCUUGCUGCCUGUCGUGACGAGUUCCUCAACAAGUUCCUCGUCCGAUGGCUCAACCAGCUCUAGUAGUACUGCAACUAGUUUCAGAAGCUACUAUUCGUCGAGGAAUUGGUGGUUUGAAGAUCUCGUGUUUUUAAAACCGGAUUUGUUUGUCAAAUUAGUGAGGCUGAUGGUGGCUGAGAAAUUGGACCAUUGGGUCAUUUUCAGGUUUGUUGUCUUUCACCUCAAGUCUAAUGUUGGAUCAACUUCGACUCCGAAUGUAGAUGUCAAGAAUAUGGAGACUGCAGUCGACAUGUUCUCGAUGCUCGACAGGAGUGCUCUGUCUUGCAAGGGUUUGUUCGACGUUCUACGAGUCGUUUCGCGUUCGAGAGCCAAGAUCAGGUCGUGCCAGAGGGUGAAGUUGGAGAUUUUGAUUGGAUUGCGGCUAGAUGGAGCCACGUUGGACCGAUUGAUGCUUGUUCCACACCGAGGAAGGAAGAGAAACAAACGUCACGUGUACGAUGUGGAUUUGGCGAUGAGGCUAGUCAAGGCAUUUCUGAUCGAAGGUUGGGUAUCGCCAACUCGAUUGAAGAAAGUUGUCAACUUGUUUGACAACUAUAUUAGAGAAGUAGCUCCUGACAUUCGAUUGAAGACUAACAAGUUCUUAGCCUUGUUGACGAUUCUGCCGGAUUCGGGAAGAGAAUCAAGUGACGUACUUUAUCAAGCUAUUGACAUGUACCUUGAGGGACAUGUGGAGUUAUGUGGGAAGGAUGAAAGGAUGAGAAUUUGCAGUGCACUGAACAGGGGGAAGCUCUCUGGAGAGGCUUUAAGACAAUUAGCUCAUAAUCCGAGGUUUCCAUCAAUGGCGGCGGUCAAUGCGUUCAUGGCUCAACAAUCCAAGUUGUCUUGUAGCAAUGGAAUGUCAAGAAGCUGCUAUUACAACAGAAGUAAGUCGACAACAUUUGAAGCUAUGGCGACCAAGAAGGCAGAAGAUAAGUCCAUUUAA